This is a messenger RNA of Trichoderma aggressivum f. europaeum, 498 nucleotides long. RefSeq lists its product as uncharacterized. The coding region runs from base 1 to 498 and encodes 165 amino acids. NCBI's taxonomy places the organism in Eukaryota, Fungi, Ascomycota, Sordariomycetes, Hypocreales, Hypocreaceae. The transcript is spliced from 2 exons. The record is from RefSeq and is a predicted model, not a curated record.
AUGAACCUUGUGGAACACCACAAUUUCCUCGUCCAAGUCUUGGCAUCCGCCCGCCGCCCUUUUACUUGGGAAAACGCCACACGCACGCCCAGCGUGUGCAGUGCUUCGGACACGAACUACAAGUGCCUUACUAUUAAUAACCCCCCAAAAACAUUUGCUUGCCUCGCCCCUAUGGGCGGCGUCAGUGCCACAGCAUUGAUUGCUAGCUCAAACGUCGACCCGAUGUUCUUCGCUGAAGAGAACCAGACAAUGAGGAAAAGAAGCAGUGGAGGAAAAGAGGAGGCCUCUCCCCCCUCCCCAACGGCAUACGCGCAUCGGGCUAAGCAAGAAAUGCGGCAGCCAUCUUGGACGCCGUCUACUGACCUCCAUGCCACGACAGAAACGGAAAUUGACAAGAGUGGACAUGCUCGAUUCGCAACGUACGAGUACGAGUACCAAGCCGCGAUGUUCCUCUUGACAGACAAGCACUUUGCUCGAAACAUGGAUACCAAAGAAUAG